Messenger RNA from Camelina sativa (false flax), 1614 nucleotides. Lineage: Eukaryota; Viridiplantae; Streptophyta; Magnoliopsida; Brassicales; Brassicaceae. The record is from RefSeq and is a predicted model, not a curated record.
AUGUUGUUUGUGAAUGUCAUCCCUUCUGAGCCUCAGCCUGAGCAAGUUCCCAUAGUGCCCAUAGUGCCCACAGUGCCCACAGUGCCCAUAGGGGACCAAAGUUCUGUUGGUAUGAACUAUGAAAACCAACAUGCGAAGGAUGGUGAAAUCGGACCUAACGCCAUUGUUGUCUACGUAGGCAAAGAAAAGGCUGUAGAGGGUGAUUCUAAUAAAGAGGGUGAAGCUGAAUCACGUGAUGAAGGUGAUGAAUAUACUGAGCCACGCCCUGUUGUAGAACCGUUAAAGUCGGACAAGGUGCGUUAUGUGGUCAAAUGUCCUAAAGAAGGAUGUAACUGGGGUUUACGAGGUGGUAGGAUUCGAGGGCAAAUGGAAACUCCACCUCCGAAAAUUAUCAUGGAUCUUGUCAAGACAAAAUUAGGUGUUGAUAUAUCAUAUUCCACGGCGUUGAGAGGGAAAAAUCAAGCUGUUACUGAUUUGAAAGGUAGCCCAGAAGAAAGCUACAAGAUGCUGCGAUGUUAUCUGCACAUGUUAGAGAAGGUUAAUCAUGCUUUGGGAGCUAGCAUUGAAGGAUUUAAAGUCAUGAGGAAAGUUAUAACUAUGGAUGCAACUUUUCUAAAGAACGGAUAUAAGGUAUUUAUGACUGACAGAAAUACAAGUCUCAUAAAAGCUAUAGCUAAUGUGUAUCCUCUGGCUCAUCAUGGUUUUUGUAUAUGGCAUUUAUCCCAAAAUGUGAAAGGUUAUGCUCGUAACGUGAACAAAGACGUUGUUGCAUGGAGAUUCAUGGAGUGUAGUAGGUUUUACACAGUGGCUGAGUUCAACAUUGCUUACGCAUCUUUUACGACAAGAUAUCCUUCUGCUGCCAAGUAUCUUGAAGAAUCUACCCAGAAAGAAAGAUGGGCACGAUGUGUUUUUCCAGGAGAUAGAUACAACCUAGCCACAAGCAACUGUGUUGAAUCGUUGAACAGCGUAUUCAAAGAUGCAAGGAGGUACUCCUUGAUACCCAUGCUUGAUGCAAUACUUAAAAAAUUCUCUGAAUGGUUUAAUGAAUAUCGAAAAGAUGAUGUGUCUGGAUCAGUCGCAAAUAAAUUGGUGCCUUUAGUGGAGAACUACUUACAUGAUUUAUGGGCAACUGCUGAGAAACUAAAGGUGAUAGAGCUAAAUGGUUUCGAGCUUGAAUACAAUGUCAUUGACAGUGACGGAAAGCCUUAUUUGGUGAAGUUGCGAUUGAGAAGUUGCAGUUGUAGGUUUUUCGAUAUACUAAAGUAUCCUUGUGUGCAUGCAUUGGCGUCUUUCAUUACAUACCAAAAAUAUGGAGGUAGGGAUUUCGAGUUACAUGAGUUGUGUUCUAAGUAUUAUUGGACGGAGCUGUGGGCAAUUGCAUAUUGCAGGACAAUUUAUUUAGUACCUGAUAAGUCUCGAUGGGAUGUCCUAGAUGACGUCCAAGAUAUGGAGAUCAUACCUCCGAAUCGGAAAAUAAGAGGGGGAAGAAAGAAAACAAAAAGGUAUGCAUCUGCUGGGGAAAAACGACCAAAAACUCGACCUAGGACGCAGAAUAAAAGGCGCCGGAGACAAGGACUCCAAUGGUUGUUAUUUGGAGAUAAUGUUCAUGUUUGA